UUGCAAUAUUUUUUUUAUUAUUUAAAUAUUUAUUUUAUUCAUACAACAGAAGAAAACUUGAUUAAAGACAUAACUAAAACAGUGAUUUAUUUAAUUACCUUGUAGUAAGUUGAAAGACUCUUAUUAAAUGGAGUGUAAUUAUAUUUUAUUGAAUGUUUCCAAAAAAAUUACGUGGGAUCUAAAACAAGAAUCACAUUUUAAUUAAUCAUCUAUCAUUCAAAUACAUACUACUAGAUCAAUUACAAAUUUAUUGAAUCUUCAAAAAUAAAAAACACCAUGAAAGUGAACAGCACAGCAGUGGAUGAGGAAAAGUCAACAUACUUGGGCUUUGAUUUAAGUACCCAAAAGCUUAAAGCCGUGCAGCUAAAUAAUGAACUUAAAGUUUUAGUUACCGCUGAAGUGCAAUUCGACUCAGAUCUACCAGAGUUCCGUACCACGGGAGGUGUUAAUGCUGGUUCAAGAAAGAAUGAAUAUUUUGUACAACCAGUUAUGUGGGUGAAAGCGUUGGAUAUUGUAAUGGAUCGCUUGGUUAUGGAAGGCGCUGAUUUAAGUACUGUGGUAGCACUUGGAGGCUCAGCACAACAACAUGGAUCAUUAUAUUGGUCACGUCAUGGCGUAGAGACUUUAAAAAACCUUGAUCCAGGUAAAUUCCUGCAUUUACAAGUGGAUGAUUCAGCAUUCGUUCUGACACGUACGCCGAUAUGGAUGGAUGGAUCGGCAGAGAACCAGUGCCUUGAAAUGGAAAUGGCUAUUGGGGGUCGUACGGAAAUGGUCAGCUUAACGGGAAGUAAAUGCUAUCCACGUUUUACCGGACCCCAGAUCCGAAAAGUCUAUCAACAACGGACACAUGCGUACGAAGAUUCAAAACGCAUUUCGUUGGUUAGCAGCUUUUUAGCGUCAAUAUUUUUAGGCGAUGUAGCACCUAUUGACUACGCAGAUGCUUCGGGAAUGAAUUUAUUUGAUAUUAAUACAAAAACAUGGUCAAAAGCAUGUUUGAAUGCGUGUGCCCCCGAUUUGGAGGAACGUCUGGGUACACCGGUGAAAACAAGUUCCAUUAUAGGAAACAUAUGUGAGUUUUUUGUCCAACGUUUUGGCAUGCCUGAAACAUGCAAAGUGGCCGCCUUUACCGGUGACAAUCCGUCUGCUUUGUCUGGUAUGUUGGUUGAAAAGGAUUGUCUAGUAAUGUCAUUGGGCACCAGUGACACAUUAAUGAUGAAUUUAGAAAAGCCACCUGUAUUAGAGGAAGGUCACGUUUUGUGCCAUCCCACCGAUGAAGAUCAAUUCAUGGGACUGUUAUGCUUUCGUAAUGGUUCGUUGGUGAGAGAUGCUUUUAAACGUUCAGAGGCUCAAAAUAGUUGGCAAAUAUUUAGUCAACUGCUGGAUUCUACACCACGCGGUAACUAUGGGAAUAUGGCAAUACAUUUCCACACAAUGGAAAUAAUUCCCACAGCUAAAGGUACAUUGCGUUGGAAUAAAAAUCAUACAGCUUCUUCACCAGAUGCUGCAAAGGGAAUUAGCAAAUUUACAUCGCCCGAAGCUGAAAUCCGAGCAUUGAUAGAGGGGCAAAUGCUACAUCGCAGAGCAGUUGCAGCCGACAUGGGAUUUCACUUUGGCGAAGAGACAAAAAUCAUUGCCACUGGAGGGGCAUCUGUGAAUAAGUCUAUAUUGCAAGUAAUUUCAGAUGUUUUUAAUGCUCCAGUUUAUAUACAGAAAGCAAGUGAGGCCGCCUUGCAGGGUGCGGCGUAUCGGGCAAAGUAUGCAAAAUAUGUAGACGACUUGAGGCAGGAUAUUUCCAAUAUGAGUAAAACAAAUCAGAAUGCGGGCGAUGAAAUAGAAAAGGAGGAUACAAAGUCCACUGUUGACAUUUUAAGUUAUUAUGAUUUUAUAAUAAGUUAUCUUCCGAAUUUCUUGGAACGUGUAUGCGAACCUAGUAAAGACAGCGACGAAAUAUACACCCCCAUGUUAGAACGUUAUCGUCAAAUGGCCAAUAUACUGCAAUCAACCAAAUGAUAUUAAUACUUUCGGAUAUUAUAAAAAAAAACUUACUACAUACAACUAUAAAAGAGUAAUAAUAAUUAUAAAGAGAUUUGAACCGAAUCUUUUUUCAUACAAAUCAAAUUCCUUAAAGCUAUUGUGUAGUUUUCAUUUAUUGUUAAUUUGCCUUACGCAUAUUUAUAAAGAAAUAACAAGACACGUUUGUUUUUCGAAUUUAUUGAUAAAAGUGCAAUUGAAUAUUUUUAAAAUAAAACUACAAAAACACUUUA
Molecule: messenger RNA, 2264 nt
Organism: Lucilia cuprina (Australian sheep blowfly)
Lineage: Eukaryota; Metazoa; Arthropoda; Insecta; Diptera; Calliphoridae
Product: xylulose kinase
Exons: 6
Coding region: 277-2010 (577 amino acids)
Biological process (GO): D-xylose metabolic process; xylulose metabolic process
Cellular component (GO): cytosol
Molecular function (GO): D-xylulokinase activity
Source: RefSeq, a predicted model, not a curated record